CAUGUUGGACGUGGCCAGCACAGGGGCCGGCACCAGGGGGUUAUUGAAGCAGCUGUCACGAUGCUGGGGUCCCUGGUGUUGAAGAGAACAGCGCCGGUGCCGCGGCUCCUCCUCCAGCUGCUUAGGUCCCCAUCGCUCCGGAGCCGUGGAAGUGACACCGGCCGGAGUGUGACCACCGGGGGCCGCGGGGAGCCUCAGUGGCUGAGGGCGGCCGUCGGGGGGCGCCAUGGAACCUCGCCGGUCUUCCUCACCGGAGGAAGGGUAGCCACUGGGGGGCGCCAGAGAGGUCGUACCGAGACCCCGUGCCUCGCAGCCGCCACGUGGGGACGCCUUCCCAGCCCUGAAGAUGCACUGCCUGGGCAAGACAGCUGGAACGGGGUCCUCAACAGGGCCGGAUUGGGCGUAUGGGCCCUGGCCACGGCGCUGGUUGUUCACUGUUACAGCAAGAGUCCGUCCAACAAGGAUGCAGCCUUGAUGGAAGCUGCCCGAGCCAACAAUGUCCAAGAAGUCAACAGGCUGCUGUCAGAUGGUGCAGAUGUCAAUGCAAGGCACAAACUUGGCUGGACAGCACUCAUGGUGGCAGCCAUCAACCGAAACGACAGUGUGGUGCAGGUCCUGCUUGCAGCUGGUGCUGACCCAAACCUUGGGGAUGAUUUCAGCAGUGUUUACAAGACCGCCAAGGAGCAGGGAAUCCACUCUUUAGAAGAUGGGGGACAGGACGAUGCAAGCUGGUACAUCACAAACCAGUGGACAAGUGCCCUGGAGUUCAGGAGAUGGCUAGGAGUCCCCGUUGGCGUCCUGAUCACCCGAGAGGAUGACUUCAACAACCGGCUGAACAACCGUGCCAGCUUCAAGGGCUGCACAGCCCUGCACUAUGCUGUCCUUGCUGACGACUACCGCACCGUCAAGGAGCUGCUUGAUGGAGGAGCCAAUCCCCUGCAGAGGAAUGAAAUGGGACACACACCCUUGGAUUAUGCUCGAGAAGGGGAGGUGAUGAAGCUUUUAAGGACUUCUGAGGCUAAGUACCAAGAGAAGCAGCGGAAGCACGAGGCCGAGGAGCGGCGCCGCUUUCCCCUGGAGCAGCGGCUGAAGGAGCACAUCAUUGGUCAGGAGAGUGCCAUCGCCACAGUGGGUGCUGCAAUCCGGAGGAAGGAGAAUGGCUGGUACGACGAAGAACACCCUCUGGUCUUCCUCUUCUUGGGAUCAUCUGGAAUAGGAAAAACAGAACUGGCCAAGCAGACAGCCAAAUACAUGCACAAAGAUGCCAAAAAGGGUUUCAUCAGGCUAGACAUGUCUGAGUUCCAGGAGCGGCAUGAGGUGGCCAAGUUUAUCGGGUCUCCACCAGGCUACAUUGGCCAUGAGGAGGGUGGCCAGCUGACCAAGAAGCUGAGGCAGUGCCCCAAUGCCGUGGUGCUUUUCGAUGAAGUGGACAAAGCCCAUCCAGAUGUUCUCACCAUCAUGCUGCAGCUGUUUGAUGAGGGCCGGCUGACAGAUGGAAAAGGGAAGACCAUCGACUGCAAGGACGCCAUCUUCAUCAUGACCUCCAACGUGGCCAGUGAUGAGAUAGCACAGCACGCACUGCAGCUGAGGCAGGAAGCGUUGGAGAUGAGCCAUAACCGGAUCGCCGAGAACCUUGGGGAUGUCCAGAUGAGUGACAAGAUCACCAUCUCAAAGAACUUCAAGGAAAAUGUGAUUCGCCCCAUCUUAAAAGCUCACUUCCGGAGAGAUGAGUUUCUGGGACGAAUCAAUGAGAUCGUCUACUUCCUCCCCUUCUGCCACUCAGAGCUCAUCCAACUCGUCAACAAGGAGCUGAAUUUUUGGGCCAAGAGAGCCAAGCAAAGGCACAACAUCACACUGCUCUGGGACCGCGAGGUGGCGGAUGUGUUGGUCGACGGCUACAACGUGCACUAUGGCGCCCGCUCCAUCAAGCAUGAGGUGGAGCGCCGUGUGGUGAACCAGCUGGCGGCUGCCUACGAGCAGGACCUGCUGCCAGGGGGCUGCACUCUGCGCAUCACUGUGGAGGACUCGGACAAGCAGCUGCUCAAGAGUCCUGGACUGCCCUCACCCCAGGCUGAGAAGCGUCCGCCCACGCUGCGGCUGGAGAUCAUCGAUAAGGACAGCAAGACCCACAGGGAGAAGAGGGAGGUCCCUUGUCUCUGUGCUUCAGCGUGAUCCCAGUGUCCCAGAGUCUCUGGAACUUUAUCAUAUUUCCUGGAAGCUCAGAAGUAUGGCAGCUGAGAACAGAUCUGGCUGGAAGAAGACAGGGACCAGGCUGUGACCUGCCACCCUCUGCUGGCUCUCAUGCAACUGAGUCUCCAGAAUGUCUCCACUGUGAGUGGAGAAGAAUGCAGAGGUCCAGGCACAGAGGUUCUACAUUUAGGCCGUAGCUUCCUCUUUCCCAUGCCUUAAAAUUCCAAGGGGAAGGGACUUUCGGAACCCUUCCCCCUUCCACUACCAUGUCAUAGCUAUUCCUCCCCACCCCACUUCCCCCUUCCACUGCCAUUCCAUACUGUUCCUCCCCACCCCACAUUCAGGGGUCAGACCAGACCUUGUCUCUCCAGCCUUGGAACUUGGCCAGCAUAGGGCAUCUUUUGGAGGAAGGCUGAUUGGGCAUCACCCUGCCCUACACGGGGACUGGACAGAAGUACCAAAUGACCAGGCAAGCUCAGCUCUGUGGGGCCUCCUUCAGGAGACCAACAACGGAGACACUGAGGAACUAUAGAGGGGAGGGAUCGUGGGGUCGGGCUCUGCCCAAAUGGCCAUGGAGUCUACCUCAGCCCCAUCUGUACUAUGGUCCCAGCUAAGUGAAAUUGGAGUACACAGCUCCCCUGUGCAGUCUGCAUGCUAGUAACUAAGCAGAGGGACUGCACACCACCCCCAAGGCGUUCCACAGACCAGACAUGUUUCAGCCUCAGCUUAGCAGGGCACAGCAAAGCUUGGUAGUUACAUCUUUGGGAACCACCUGCAGUAGCCACCAUUGAUAACCACGCCAUCACCCUCCCCUUGCAGGCCCAUUUUGGAACCCUCCUCUGGUGUUAGAAAGUGUCUUUCAGGAAGCAGAAAAUGGCAGCAGUCAAAGGCCCAUGGGUGAUGGAGGAAUGUCAUGAUAACAUGGUGGGUGUGAGGCAGUCAGAGCCCAGAAUGUGGGCUCCAGCGGACACUCCAGCAGUCGCUGUCCAGCCCCUCAAGGAGUUGUCAGCUGCUUCAUACCUCAGUGACUGCCUUUCUUUUUUUAUUAUUACUAUUUUUUUUUUACUUCCUGUUUUAAAAUAACUUUACACUUACAGGUAGUUGCCAAAAUAGUUGAGUUACCAUGAGUUACCCUUCACCAGCUUCUCCUAAUAUUAACAUCUUUUAAAAAUUAUUAAAUUAUAGUAUAAUUAAUACUAUAAAAAACUGGGAAAUUAACAUGAUACAAUAGUACUGACUAAUCUAUAGACAUUCAAAUUUUGCCAUGUUCCCCACUGAUGUUGUUUUUCUGGUCCAGGAUCCAGUCAGUCAAGGAGCCCUCAUUAUUAUUUUGUUGUGUUUCCUUCAUUUCCUUCAGCCUGUGACAGUUCCUCUGUUUUUCUUUGCCUUUUAUGGCCUUGACAUUUUUGAAAUGUCCAGGUCAGUUAAUUUGUAGAAUGUCCCUUAAUUUGGGUUUAUCUGCUAUUUUCACAUGAUUAGAUUGAGGGUCUACGUUUGGGGCAAGACUAGCUCACAAGUGAUGCUGUGCCCUUCCUGGUGCCUCAUAGCAGGCAGCACAUGGCAGAGGUUGUGUGUGCCAGUUUCUCCACUGUAAGGUUACUAAUUUCACUUUUGAAAUUAAUAAGAAUGUCAUGGAAAGAUAAGAGCUGUACAGAUGUCUCAUUUAUCCUUAGAAUUUUGCCCACUGAUUUUAGCAUCCCUCAGUGGUUCUUACAUAUAUCAAGCAUUAAUGUUGUAUUUGCCUAAUGAUGACUUUGUUUUCUUAUUCCAUCUAAAUUUAUUAAUUGGUAUUCUACUGUAAGGAACAGCUGUCUCUUUUCCCCCAUUUAUUUAUUCAGGAGUUUAUUUAUUUCAAUAUAAACUAAUGGAUAUUUGUUUUAGUCUAUGGGUUAUAACCUGAUACUAACAUAGUUUGUUUUGUUGCUUAUUUGGCCUAGAUUUGGCCAUUGGGAGCUCUUAAGUUGGCUCCUGUGUUGUUUCAGUAUUGUCCCAUCAUUUUUUUUUAGUAUUUCCUUACUUUCUGGCACUACAAGAUGUUCCAAGCUCAUUCAUACUCUUCUUGCCCCAGCCCUGACAUUAGCCAUGUCUCUUAAGCAGCUCUUGGUUCCUUUUAUUUUGAGAAUGGUACUUAGAAACCAAGGUGGUAUAUUCAUUGCUACUGGAAUGUCAUUGCUUCUAGGCCUUUUCAGCACACAAAGCUAGGAAAUAUAUGUGUGUAUGUUAACACAUGUAUCAUACACAACUCAAUUUAUUACUGUAUGUCCAUCUGUAUAUUAUUAAAAAUCAUGAGUCCAUAUUGAUGCCUGUAGUUCUAAUCCAAUACUACAGGCUUUGUGACAUUAUCAUUAUGACUUUACUAUUCUUUUUCUACUUCUUCCUCUCCUGCUAUCUCUGUUUCUUCUCCUCUCACUCUGUGUUUUUGUCCAGACUUCCCUUAGAGGCUCUAAUUAAGUCAGUCAGUGACCAUCCUAUGUGGAACACUCCUGCUGAAUAAAGUUCUUAAGCCUGGCUGUCAGUCCCUUUGUUCAAUCAGCUGUAGCCAGGAGCAGCAGACAUGUAACUCAAAACCAGAUAACUUUUAUACAGGAAAACCCAAUGGCCACCUUUCUGAGAAGAGUCUGAGAAACUUGAGUAUCACUUCUAGGGAUUCUUAGCUAGACAUCCUAGGUGAUGUUGGACCCCUACCUUAUACUUUAAUAGAAUCCUAGGCGGUACUCAGCUCACUUGCAUUACUUGUUCUAUGUUUGUCUUUGUUAUUAGAGUGUAAGAUUCAAGUACCCAGUUAUUCUGCUCACUCUCCUGUUCAUAAAAGCUGGCAUGGAGCCGUCACAUGAUGGCUGCUCCAGGUAUUUAGCUGGGUGGGUGGGCCCUGCAGCAAGCGCAGAUCCUCAUAGUGAGUCCCAGGACAGAACAGGAUCAUUUUUUCAUGGAGCACACAUUUGUCAUGUGCUUGUAGCUAAGCGGUAGAACCUGCCAGACCCUGAGUGAAUAGGGCAAAGUAAGACCCCAGAUACCUUACUGAGUAUCCAGAAAUAGAUGAAGCUGGACUUGGAAAUGAAAAUGUAACAUCUUUAUUAUUCAAAAGGAAAACUCAAAGAUGUGUAGUGAUUGUUUUAGGAAUUUAGAAAAAAGACACAUUUAAACCAUAGAAAAUGGAUCAAUUAAAGAUAAAACCUGAAGUUAAGUGGAAUACAAAAAAAAAAGAGAAAGGAUAAGUAUAAAAUUAUUUUUUUUGAAAACACUAGUAAAAUAGCCAUCACCUAGCCAAAAAAUUGAUCCGUGUAAUUUUUAAUUACUGUAUACACUGCUUCAGAUCAUGGGAAAAGUUGGAAAGAUGCUCAGCAGAUUUUUAAAGGCCAGUGUAAGAUUAAUGCUCAAACCUGAUAAUAUGCCAAAAAGAAUGCCAUAGCUUAAUCUCAUCUAUGACUAUAGAUGCAAAAAUUCCAAAUAAAAUUAAGUUGAAUUGUACAACGUAAUUAGACAAGUUUCAGUAUCAGGAAAUUUAUUAAUAUAAUCAGUUACAUCAAGGACUUGAAGAUUAUUUAAAUGUCUGUAGACUGUUAAUCUUCAUGUUUUGAUAAUACUUAUAUGAUUAUAUAAGAGAAUAUCCUUGUUUUUAGAAAAUAUACAUUGAAAUAUUUAAAGACAAUUGGCAAAUGUUCCAGGAAACUUUAAAUUACACACAUGUAUACAUGCACACAUAUAUGUAUACACACACAAAAAUACACAGAAUGAUAAAACAAAAGUAAAGUAUUCACACUGAGGAAAUCUGAGUGAAGGGUAUACAGGAAUUCUUUGUAUUGUUUUUGCAACUUUUCUGUAAGUCUAAAAUUAUUUCAAAAUAAAGUUUUGUUAAAAGGAGAUAAACAUUUUGUCAGUAUAUGCUGAAAAAGCAUUUGAUAAAAUUUUACAGCUUUAAGUAUGAUUUGAUAAAGCUCCAAGUAAAAGGAAGAGAAACUAUUCAUCUCGAGGUUUGGGGGGGCAGGGGGUGAGGGGGAGGCUGAGACGGGG
Messenger RNA from Hippopotamus amphibius kiboko, 6201 nucleotides. RefSeq names its product ClpB family mitochondrial disaggregase (gene CLPB). NCBI's taxonomy places the organism in Eukaryota, Metazoa, Chordata, Mammalia, Artiodactyla, Hippopotamidae. The coding region runs from base 61 to 2172 and encodes 703 amino acids. The transcript is spliced from 18 exons. Gene Ontology annotation, biological process: cellular response to heat. Gene Ontology annotation, molecular function: protein binding; ATP binding; ATP hydrolysis activity. Gene Ontology annotation, cellular component: mitochondrion; cytoplasm. The record is from RefSeq and is a predicted model, not a curated record.